Molecule: messenger RNA, 1465 nt
Organism: Schistocerca gregaria
Lineage: Eukaryota; Metazoa; Arthropoda; Insecta; Orthoptera; Acrididae
Product: phosphatidylcholine translocator ABCB4-like
Molecular function (GO): ATPase-coupled transmembrane transporter activity; ATP binding; ATP hydrolysis activity
Source: RefSeq, a predicted model, not a curated record
GGUGAAGAUGGCGAACCUCCGAGAGCAGAUGGGCAUCGUUUCUCAGGAGCCGGUGCUGUUUGACCGGACCAUAGCGGAGAACAUCGCGUACGGCGACAACUCCAGGGAGGUUCCCAUGGCGGAGAUUAUCGCUGCAGCCAAGAAUUCCAACAUACACAACUUCAUCGCCUCCCUGCCGCAGGGCAACGACACGCGAAUGGGUGAGAAGGGCACGCAGCUGUCUGGAGGGCAGAAGCAGCGCGUGGCCAUCGCGAGGGCGCUCGUCCGGAACCCGAAGACUCUGCUCGACGAGGCCACAUCUGCACUCGACGUUGAGAGCGAGAAGGUGGUGCAAGAAGCGCUGGACAAGGCGAAGGAAGGACGCACGUGCAUCACCAUCGCUCACCGACUGAUGACCAUCCAGGACGCUGACGUUAUUUGUGUCAUCAACGAAGGCCGCGUGGCUGAGCUCGGGAAACACGCAGAGCUGUUGGAGCGACGGGGCAUCUACCACAAGCUGCACAGCCUGCAGGCGGGCCGCCGGUAGCACAUUACGUCCUCCUUCCCUCUGUCUUCGUCGUCUCUAAUAAUUUAUUUUUCUACUUCUCUACUGAGAUCCCAUCUCCCGAAGACGGUAGCUUGGCAAACUGGACCAUACUCCAAUUGCUGAAGAAUUCUGCUCGCAGAGAAAUGCAUUUCAUUCUUACAAAACGAUUAUUUCCAAAUCGUCUGAUCUAUACUGAUAGCUGGAAAGAAGUGUGAUGUUGUGUCUUCUACUACGUUAUUAUAUAUAUUGUGCAGUGUAAUGUGAGUGCUUUGGAGACUCAACACAUUUAACAUUCUUGUACAUGCCGAUGGAACCUGGUAUAAUUUUUAUUGUACUGAAACUAGUUUCGACAACAUUGGUUGACAACAUCUGUCAGACCUUAGAAUUAUAAAAUAGUCUGUAUCACGCGUCCACAAUUUCAUAAUUUAUUACAUGCGUACUCAGUGCCGUGAAAGUAAGUGCUUCUGUAACUAGUUUCGACAAUACAUAAUCAUUUGUCGCACCUCAGAAUCUGUACCAUGUGUCCAUAAUUUUAAAAUGAGUUACAUACGUACUUAGUGCUCUGAAAGUACGUAGGUCUGUGACAGACAAUGUCAUGGCAUACCACAGUCCACUCAGUUUCACAGCACAGGGUGUGUAGUUAUACAUCACGUUUUAAAAUUAUUUACCUGUGGCAUACAUCAUUUUAAAUUUCUCAAGUCUGUUAUAUAAUGGUACGUUAUGGAAACUCAUUUCAGAACAACAAAGAUUUUAGCAGCUUGUGGUGGUACACACAAAAAUGUCUUUCAUAAAAGCCGUGCAGCACAAUAUAAAGAACACUUAUUUAACGUAUACAUUGUUACGAUGGAACAUUAGGGUGUGUCCUCUCACUUCGACAUUAUUUCUUAACUAAUGAUAUGAACUCGGUUUCUGAAUAAAUCUCAUCUUGCGCUGUUUUUC